Molecule: messenger RNA, 1285 nt
Organism: Danio aesculapii
Lineage: Eukaryota; Metazoa; Chordata; Actinopteri; Cypriniformes; Danionidae
Product: polymeric immunoglobulin receptor-like
Exons: 9
Coding region: 1-1020 (339 amino acids)
Source: RefSeq, a predicted model, not a curated record
AUGGCAGCGUACGCAACGACAAAAAUGAACUACAUUUCAAUUGGGUUUUGGCUUAUUUUGGGUGCUGAAAGCAACAAUACAUUUUCAAAUAAUAGAUUAACUGUUCAGCCUGGAGGAUCUGUCACCAUCCCAUGUCAUUAUAAUGAGAAAUACAGGCCGCAGAAGAAAUACUGGUACUCUGUAAAUAAUGCUUCUAAUAAAUACACAAACACAAGAGAGGAGAAUCUGUCAGUAAUUGAUCAUCCUGAUCAGAGUCUCUUUACUGUGACUAUGAGGAACCUGCAGGAGAAACACACUGGAGAGUAUCAAUGUGCUGUGGAGACUGAAGGUGCCGUUAAUUAUAAGGUUUAUCUGGAGGUUCAAAAUGAUCCUGAUAUGUUUGUGAAUAGCAGUAGUGUAUCUGGACAUGAAGGUGAUGAUGUCAGAGUUCAGUGUUUCUACAGCUCUAGAAACAAGAAUACAGAGAAACGCUGGUGCAGAUAUAAAGAUAAGAGCUGUUUCACAAAGAAGACUGACACAUCACCGAAUUCAUCAGUGCACAUCAGUAAUGACAGUGAAAGCUCCUUCACUGUCUUAAUGACUAGACUGAGACUCUCUGAUUCUGGAUGGUAUUUCUGCUCUGUUGGACAUCAAAUCAUUCCUGUUCAACUCACUGUAACCACUUCAGACUCAGAUAGGAAUAAUAAAGACGGAGAUGAACUUUCGCCUGUGUGGUUUUUAGCUUUAGAGCCAGUUCUUCUGAUUCUAUUGAUUUUGAUUGGUGUUUUCAUCUGUAAAUGGAGACGUAGACCCAAGCAAGAUGAACAAUUAAAAGAGAGAAACAGCGGCACCACUGAUGAGAUCUCCUCUAAACCUGAUGAUCUUGCUAUAUACUGCUCUAUAAAUGAUGAAAACCCAUAUUCCAUUUCUCCUCUGGAUCCCAACAAGAACAUGACCUACAGUACUAUUGAUUAUAUUCCUGGGAGUGAAGCGAAGAGUCCGGCGGGAGGAGAUGUUUACAGCACUGUGGGUCCACACUGAGAAAAACAGAUUCUACUGUCCAACAGCAAACGACUAACAUGACUGCUUUUAGCUUGCUUUAUUUAAUGUUUAAGGGGGUGUUCACACUUGGCUGGUUUGAUGUAUGCAGUGUACCUGUCCUAUGCAACUCUCGUAUUUCUUUGUUUGGAGUCUGAUUAGAGAUCUCCUCGUCACUCUGAAUAAAGCAUGUUCAAAGGUCUUUUCUGAAUCUGUUUUAUUAGUUAGUGGAAAACUAAAAGUACUUUUUUUCCCAAGUGAGAGUUUC